AUGGAACCAGCUCCAUCCUCCGAGACAUUGGCCGAUGAUGACGCCAGCUUCGGUCCCCGCAGCUCGUCGCCUCUGACCUCGGUUCCGCCGUCACCAGACAGCCAGGCUGCCGUUAGACCGGAGGGCGAGGAUGAAGACCAGCCCGAAGGCCUCUUUGCCAGGCCUGUCCCGACCUCCGUUGAUCGCUCGAACGCAGUCCUUCAACAAUACUCCUAUGUGACCCUCUUGCCAUGGCGCGUCGCUGUCUGUACCGUCUGCCGUCUUGCUGUCGAACCAAAGCGCACCUACUGCCAUUAUGUUCAGCACCUCUCUCAAUCUCGCCCCAUCAGGGACAGGGCUGCCUUGGACAGUGCGGAGAUCGAGCUCUGUCUUCAAGAUGCGCAACUCGAGAUCGCUCCUCUCGUCUAUGCUGCUUCCGCCGCCCUUCGUCCUCCCCUCAAGGCACUUGUCUGCGCUGUUCCGAGCCCUGGCCGCCGUCACCCUCUUGCUUGCUGCUAUCCUUACACAUCCAACAGCGCGCUCAGGCGCCAUCUACGCGAGUAUCAUGCGCAUGAGACUGCUUCUCGGCAAGGCUCUCUUGCCUGCCUGUCUCGUCCUGUGCAAGCCCAACGUCUUUUUGGCAGGCGUAAUCAGCCUGGCUAUACUGCUUUCGAAAUUGCACCGUCCAAUCCGAUCAGCUAUGCUCCCUCUAUGACGGGCAUCCUCCAGAAAAUGGACUCGCUCCGGACCCAGCAUGUGCCAGUGGCAGACGAUGCGGUCGAUGUCCGUGCGUUGGACGUCUUCCAUGCCAAAGCGCACUGGCAUACGGUCACAGGCGAGCUAGAUCUCAAGGCGCUACACGCGCUCGCUCAAGUGCAAUACAGCAAACCGGACGAAUGGCUUCAACCGCUCUCCAAGGUGUGCUCUGAUCUCAUGGCAGAGAUCCAUCUCGAAGCCAUCCCAGCCCUGGAUCGCACCCUCACCUUGCGCUGGCUUAAGAUCGCCAAUGGACAGUUCGAGCGGGGCGACCCACAGGGCCUACCAAGAGAAGCAGACCCCUGA
Messenger RNA from Dacryopinax primogenitus, 1041 nucleotides. RefSeq lists its product as uncharacterized. Lineage: Eukaryota; Fungi; Basidiomycota; Dacrymycetes; Dacrymycetales; Dacrymycetaceae. The record is from RefSeq and is a predicted model, not a curated record. The coding region runs from base 1 to 1041 and encodes 346 amino acids. The transcript has a single exon.